AUGUCACAGAGGUCGCUAUUUAAAGGAAAGAAAUUAGAUAGAGAUGGUGGAUUAUUAUCCAAUUCAUCAUCAAGAAAUCAAUCAAGAUCAAGAACUCCAAUGAGAUCAGAUGAUUCAGAUUAUGAAAGUGAUUAUGAUGAAAAUGAAUUAUUAAAAAUUGAAGAAAUAUUAAGGGAGAAGCUAACUGCUUUAAAUACUCAAGAUAUGGGAGAAGUAGGUAAAGAAGAUAGAAUAAGUUCAAAAGAUAGAAGACAAUUUGAAGCUCAUCAAUUAAAUAAUAAAAGAAUUCAAGAAAAUUCAAAUAUAAAAGAUAUUAUUACAAGUUUAACAUUUUCAAGAAGUGAUAUAAGUUCUCAAUCUAGGGAAUUAUUAUUGACUCAAUUAUAUAAAAUUAUAAUUUCAAAACCACUUGUAAUAUAUAAUGAAGAAAAUAUUGGAAAUAAAUUGAAUUAUGUUGAUGAAGAAACUGUUUCAAUAUUAAUAAAUCAAUUUACAAAUAGUAAUUAUCGAAGUGAAUUGGAAUUUUUAUAUUUAUUUAAAUCUGUGAUUGCAUUAAUUUGUUCUGAUAUUGAAGAAUUUGGAGUAUUAAUAUCAAAUGAUUUUUUAAGUCAUAUUCAACAAUUAAUUCAAGGACCUGUGAAUAGUAUCGUAACAUCAGAAAAUAAAUCAAAUAUUAUAAUUGGGUAUACGACAUUGACAUUAAUAUUGUACAAUGAUUCCUCAAGUUUUGGAAUCGAUGAUAAAGUUUCAUUAUUGAUGGAAAUUGCAGAAGGGUAUAGUGCGAGUGCAACGACUUUACAAAAACAAAUUGAACUGGGAGAUCGAGAGCAUGCUACAUUUAUAACGGAUAAAAACUUGGAUAAGAGACUAGUUAAUGAGGCAACCUCAAAAGUUUUAGCUGAAGCUUCGGUUGCCACAUCUGCAUUAAAUGGUGUUGGGUGUCUAUUGACAUUGAUGAAAAAAGGUUCAUAUUUAAAUGAAAUAAUGGAGGACCUAAUGAUAAGGUUAGUACCAUUAUUAGACAAUGACGAGAAUAGAGACAUUGCCAAAGCGGCGGGUAAAGUAAUAGCAUUGAUCUAUGAACUAUAUGAUUAUGGAGUUGAAAAGGUUGAAAGUAAUGGAAAUGAAGAAGAAGAUGAAGAGUAUAAUUUGAAUGCGCCAUAUUAUGAGCAAGAAACGUUAUGUUCCAUCCUUACUAGACUACUUAAUUUAUCAUCUAAGAAAGUUUCCAAGAAAGACAAAAAAGAAAUAAGUUCAGUGUUUAGAAACAUUCUAAACACCAUAAGGAUAUAUACAAACAAUACUGAAAGGGAACAAGUUUACAAAGGAACAAAAGAAGGAGUAGAGUUAUCUCAACAAAUAAUGGAUUCAUCUUACAUUAAAUUAUCAAAAUAUAGAAUAAUCAAAGUAAAUUCAUGGUAUUUAUACAUAAGAUUAAGACAUUUAAAAUGGUUAUUUUCAUUUGGGUUACAUCUGCAAUUAGUGAAUAAUGAAUCAGUAAGAGAUGUUUUGAAACUGCCUGAAAAUGAAUAUUCUUAUGGAAGUUCACUUACUCAAGAUUAUGAAUAUUUUGAUGAUGAUGAUGAAAGUCUGAAUCAAUAUCAUCAUACAUUAAAUAGUAUUAAUGAUAAACAAAGAAGUUCUAAAAGAAAAAAGGAAAGAGUUGCAAAAUUAGAUGAACAAUUGGAAGAAUUGAAUUUGAAUGUAUGA
Molecule: messenger RNA, 1710 nt
Organism: Lodderomyces pseudojiufengensis
Lineage: Eukaryota; Fungi; Ascomycota; Pichiomycetes; Serinales; Debaryomycetaceae
Exons: 1
Coding region: 1-1710 (569 amino acids)
Source: RefSeq, a predicted model, not a curated record